UUGGAUACAUCUCUCUUUGACUGACCACAGCAAGAGAGAGAGAGAGAGAGAAAAGAGAGAGAGAGGGAGAGAGAGAUCAGUUUCGCCUUUGUACGGAUUGCUCCAGGGUUUAUUGAAUUCCCCUCUUUGGUUCUUUGUUGCUUUGUCGACGCUUGCGUAAUUCGGUUAGGGAUUUGGACUUGGUUUUGGCCAGGGGCGCUUGAUCUUGUAGUCAAGGCCGAGAGGGAGUGGGGAGAUGAAGUCAUCGCUGAGAAGAUUGCGAGGGUUCGCCUUCCACAAGGACGAGCAAAAGCAGAAAAGGGAGAAAGGCUUGGUGGCGCACCAGGACGAGCUCCUCAAGGCGUCCCAGGACAUCCAUGACAUUAGAAACUGCUAUGACAGCUUGCUUUCUGCCGCUGCUGCUAUUGAAAAUAGUGCAUAUGAAUUUUCAGAAGCUCUAAAGGAGUUGGGUACUUGCCUGCUCGAAAAAACUGCACUGGAUGACGAUGAAGAAAGUGGUAAGCUUUUGUUGAUGCUUGGAAAGGCACAGCUUGAACUUCAGAAACUCGUUAAUACCUAUCGUGUCCAUGUUGUUCAGACUAUCACAACUCCAUCAGAAUCUCUUCUCAAGGACCUUCAAACUGUAGAGGAAAUGAAACGCCAGUGUGAUGAUAAAAGAGACGUAUACAUGUUGGCAGCACAAAGUGGAAAAGGAAGGUUGAAAAAUGCCAAAGGUGACACAUUUUCUCUGCAGCAGUUGCAGGCAGCUAAAGAAGAUUAUGAAGAGGAGGCAACUCUUUUCCUCUGUCGCUUGAAAUCAUUAAAGCAAGGACAAUCCCGGAGUAUCUUGACACUAGCUGCUAGGCACAAUGCAUCACAGUUAAACUUCUUUCAUAAAGGAGUUAAAUCUCUUGAAGUUGUUGAGCCACAUAUCAAAAUUGUAGCUGAACAGCAGCACAUUGACUAUCAAUUGAAUGGACUUGAGGAUAAUCAAUUGGAAGGAUAUGAGGUCGAUCAUUCUGUUGAAAAUGGAGAUGAUGGAGAGUUGAGUUUUGAUUAUCAACAGCAUGACCAACAUCGUGAUGUUAGUUACUUUUCUAGAAAUUCAAUGGAGGAUGAUGUAGAUAGAUGUGAAUCAGAUUCCUCUCCUUUCAACAAGGAUGUUAGGGCUGUCAGUCUGUCAGCACCUCUUUUUUCUGAUAGGAACCCUAAAUCAUCUGAAACGACUAGUCAGAUGCAGCCUUUAUCAACAGAGAGGUUUUACACGUAUGCUCUUCCUACUCCUGUUAAUGUUAAGAGCUCGACCUCAACAGGUCCAACUAAUUCGAUUUCUGCUUCUGGGGUGGAAAACAAGGGUGUAUGUCCAACACAAUUAUGGCAUUCAUCUCCAUUGCAACCAAAUUUUCUUGGCAACAAUUACAGAGAUGUUGAGCUGCCAAGCCCCACCAGUUUACCUAUAAAGCAGUCAGUAUUUAAAGAGAGCAAAACUGUUGGUAGCCCCAUCAGAAUGCCUUCUGCAUGUACCGAAGGGGGGAUGUCUCAGUUGAUUACAUCAAAUACAUCUGAUUCAAAGAAGAUUGGCAGACAAGUUUUUUCUGGUCCGUUGACAAGUACACCAUUACCAAGCAAACCAGCUUCUUUUACAAACAAUUCCAUGUCAUCAGUGGAACAUCUGGCGGGAGUCCCAGCAAAACCAACAAGCAUUACCACACCUAAGCUAUCUGUACCUCCUCCUGUAACAUCGCCAAGAAUAAAUGAGCUUCAUGAGCUUCCAAGGCCUCCAAUAGGUUGUCGAAAACAUUUAGGAUCUUUCAAUUUAAUUGGCCAUUCAGCCCCUCUGGUGCCUAGAGGUCAAGGGGUAAAUGCAACAAGCAAACAAGUACCAAUUUCAUCAUGCAUAGCCACACCACUUCCAGAACCUCCUGGUGUUAUGGUUCGCAGCUUUUCUAUACCAUCUAAUGGUCGAAAAUCAAAUUCAACAGAUGUUAAGUCAUCGGAUCAUCCUAAUAGUCAAAGGACAACUGCAGAUGCUUCAGCAACUCAUACAUCGAUGAAUAUUGGGUAGCAUGAACAACUUCAGAUACAGUAACAAACUAGAAAGCUAAAGGAUUCACGUGAAGAGCCCCAGAACUCUUCGUAGCAAGUGGAGCCAAUUGAUAUGGUCUCCUAAUGUUGCUUAUGUACAUAAUGAAGUGUCCAAAAAACCUUCUCGUUCUUCCAUUCUGUUCCAUGUGUUGUUUUCUUCAGAGACAUGGGGGAUGAUUUGCCUCCAAGAAUACACCACUAGAUAACUGCUGGUUGAGAAAAUGAAAUUUCAGUUUAUUGUUAAUAGUAGUAAUAAAGAGAUCUUAGUUUAUUAAACGAGAAACCUGACGGAUGUACUGAGACAUUUGUACAAUAAAAUGUUCUUUCCAAGUACCAA
Messenger RNA from Musa acuminata AAA Group (dessert banana), 2401 nucleotides. RefSeq lists its product as uncharacterized. Bases 236 to 2044 code for a protein of 602 amino acids. The record is from RefSeq and is a predicted model, not a curated record. Gene Ontology annotation, molecular function: protein binding. NCBI's taxonomy places the organism in Eukaryota, Viridiplantae, Streptophyta, Magnoliopsida, Zingiberales, Musaceae. Gene Ontology annotation, cellular component: cytoplasm. The transcript is spliced from 10 exons.